UCUGCAACGCCAUCUUCUCUUUUGCAGCAUCGUGGUAAAGGACAAAGUCGCCAUGAAUGGUAUGCAAUAAAGUAAGUAACAUAAGAGAUCAUUAACGGCAUUUUACUUAGUCGGCAUGCUACCUUGCUUGCUACUUAAGUAAUUGAAAAUACUGUGAGUGUUAACACGAGGAACAGAAGAGAAUGUUUCAGAGGAAGAGUCAAAAUAUCAAGUACUUCCUGAGUCUUGUGCCAGGGAAACGUCGCUUUGGAGUAUACAGAUUUCUGCCUGUCUUCUUCUGUAUUGGAGGUGUGAUGGAAUGGGUCAUGAUCAACGUGAGGAUAGGAAGGGAGACAUUCUAUGAUGUCUACAGAAGAAAGAAGUCAGAGAGGGAAUACCAGCAGAAGAUCGAGGAUGGAUUGAUUGUACUUACUAAUCCAGUAGCCAAGUGAAUUACUGAACCAGUAGCCACUAUAAUGGAAGUAGAACACUUGAGAUGUGAUCGGGACACAAACACUGGUGUUUGCAAUGCAAUGGACUUGAGGCAAACAUUUCUGGAUGGUUCAAAGGACUGAUAUUUUAUGUAUGGAAAAAAAAGUUUAUGUACUCUGUGAUACGGAGCUUGGAUGAAACAAUGUUUAUUUAUGUACUCUGAUACGGAGCUUGGAUGAAACAUUGUUUAUUUAUGUACUCUGUGAUACGGAGCUUGGAUGAAACAAUGUUUAUUUAUGUACUCUGUGAUACGGAUGAAACAUUUUUCAGAGGCAAAUGUGACAGCGUGGUAUUUGUCUAAUAAAAGUUACAUUACUCAG
Salmo salar (Atlantic salmon) is the source of this 791-nucleotide messenger RNA. RefSeq names its product ubiquinol-cytochrome c reductase complex assembly factor 5 (gene uqcc5). NCBI's taxonomy places the organism in Eukaryota, Metazoa, Chordata, Actinopteri, Salmoniformes, Salmonidae. The record is from RefSeq and is a predicted model, not a curated record.